AUGAUUUCCAAAAAUAAUGAGAAUCCAAUGGAAAAAAAAAUUUCUGAAAAAAAGUUAAAUGAAUUAAGUGACAACUUCUAACAAUUUAAGGUAUUUUUAAACUUAAAAAUAAGGUAGGAGAUCUAGUUUAAAAUCGAUUUUUUAUAAGUCAAAAAAUAGGUGAAGGGUCUUUUGGAUCAGUAUUUAAAGUUAAUGAUCAAAACAAUAAUAAUGCAGCUUUAGCAAUAAAAAUUCAAUCUAAGGAUGAUGAGACAAAUUUAUUAGAAAGAGAGAUUAAAGUUUUGAUUGAAUUAAGGUAAUCAAUUAUGACAUUAGUAUAAAGAAAAUAUUAAGGAUUUCCACAAAUAAAGUUUUAUGGAUAAGAAAGAGGCUUUACAUAUUGCAUAAUGCAAAUGCUUGGAAAAAAUUUAGAAUAAAUAUAUAAAGCACUAGGAAAUGCUAUGAAAUUAGCUACUGUCUUAAGAUUGGCAACUUAAGUAAGUAAAAUUUUAUAUAUCAGUCAAUAGAUGAUUGAAAGAAUAGAAAUAAUGCAUGAAAAUCGUUUUUUACAUAGAGACAUAAAACCAGAUAAUUUUGUUAUAGAUGGACCUAACAAUCCUAAAUUAUUAUAUUUAAUAGAUUUUGGUUUAUCUAAAUAUUACAUAGUAAUUUUUUUUAAAUGAAAUUAGAAUAAAAAAGGAGAUCACAUAGUAUAAGUAAAAAAGACUGGAUUGAUUGGGACUGCCAGAUAUGCAAGUGUAACUGCUCAUGAAGAAAUGGAAUAAUCUAGAAGGGAUGAUUUGGAAAGCAUUGGAUAUGUUUUAAUCUAUCUAGCGACAGGAUAUUUACCAUGGAUGAAUUUAUAAAUAGAUAAAAAAGAUUUAAAAUAUGCAAAAAUUAAAGAAAUAAAAAAAGAUAUUAAAAUGGAAGAAUUGUGUAAAUAAUUACCAAAGGUACAUUUAAUUGUAAAUAAUAUAACUUAGUGCUUUUAAUAAUAUAUGACAGAUGUAAAAUCAUUGGAAUUUAAAGAGACACCAAAUUAUGUUCAACUCAAAUCUUAUUUUCAGAAUUAGAUUGAAGAAGAUAAUAAAUUAUUGUUAAAUAAUGAAUAACCUUUUUCUUAUGAUUGGGAGAGUCUCCCUGAAUUUAUAAAAUAAAAAAAACAUUAAACAUUUCAUGUCUUAUAAGUAAAAUAUUCAUUUAUUUAGAAUUAAACAAAAAAUGAAAUCAUUUAAAUUGUAAUUAAUCCAUAUAAAUAAAAUUAAGUAGCAAAAUAAGAAUUAUUUUUAAACAAAGAAAUAACUCAAAUUUAAUAAAAUUCUAUAUAAGUUGAAUAAUCUACAUUUGAAAAGUUAAGGAAUGAUUAAUAGAAAAAUUUAAAUUAAGUUUCGAAUAAUCCUUAAUUUUAAAGUAAAAAACAGCCUUUCGUGAUUGAAGGCUAAAAAGAUCUUUUAUAACCUUUGCUCAUAGAUGAAAGUAGAAUUACAAGGAUAUAAAAUCAUUCGACUACACUCUUAUAAAAUCCUUAAUUUAAUUCAUCUUUCUAAUUUGAUUCAUUUAUUUAACCUUCGAUAGCAACAUCGAAAAUUAAUAAUUAUAUUGAAAGUGAAACUGUUAUUAGUGAAGGAAAUGUUCUACCAAUAUGGAAUACAAAAGAAAGUUAGCCAGAUUCUUAAUAGAAAGCUGGAAUUUUUGAAGGAAUCAGAAAGCCAAGUUAAAUAAUAUUAAGAAAAUAACGAAAGAUUCAUUCAUGUACAAAUUAAUGUGAAUUUAGAAAUUGAUACUUUAAAAUAAAUGUAAGAUCUAUUAGUAUAUCCUAAUUUAAUAAAUGGAGACAAUGAAACAAAUAUUGAAGGAUUAGAAUGAAAAUAGGAG
Molecule: messenger RNA, 1854 nt
Organism: Paramecium sonneborni
Lineage: Eukaryota; Ciliophora; Oligohymenophorea; Peniculida; Parameciidae
Source: the annotation of a GenBank genome assembly